Messenger RNA from Didymosphaeria variabile, 4272 nucleotides. It is a transcript of the gene SPT6, whose product is annotated as Transcription elongation factor spt6. NCBI's taxonomy places the organism in Eukaryota, Fungi, Ascomycota, Dothideomycetes, Pleosporales, Didymosphaeriaceae. Gene Ontology annotation, cellular component: transcription elongation factor complex. The coding region runs from base 1 to 4272 and encodes 1423 amino acids. The transcript is spliced from 5 exons. Gene Ontology annotation, biological process: nucleosome organization; transcription elongation by RNA polymerase II; transcription elongation-coupled chromatin remodeling. The record is from RefSeq and is a predicted model, not a curated record. Gene Ontology annotation, molecular function: nucleosome binding; DNA binding; histone binding.
AUGGCUGAAUACUUUGACACCGUGGCCGAGCUAGGCAGCGAGGAAGAUGACGACGACUUCGACGGGGACGCGCCCGAGGGACGCUCCAAGGCGAACGGCGAGAACGGCGUAGAUGACUCGAGCGAGGAAGAAGACGAGGAUGACGAGGAGCGCAUCCGCGAGGAGGGCGCUGGUUUCAUCGCCGACGAGGAAGAGGACGAAGAAGAAGAGGCCACCCGCAAGGAGCGCCGGCGGCGUAAAAAGCGCAAGAACAGGGAAGAAGACGAGGCCCUGGAUGAGGAAGAUUUAGACCUCAUCGGCGUGGAUGUGGAACCACGCGAACAACCACCGAGCAAGUUCAAACGCCUGAAGCGCGGCCACAAGGAACGUUCCAAGGGACCUCGUGGUAUCGACGAUAUAUUCUCUGACGACGAGGAGGUCGAUGACGCGGACGCCGGUCGGAGAACAGACUUCAACGACGAAUUCGCCGACUUCAUCGAAGAGGAAACGUUUGAGGACGAGAUCACCGAGGACGACCACGAAGUCGGACAGCCGGGUAUCGCCCACAUCAGCAGGACUUUACAAUUCACCGGUCUCGACGAAGGCGCUGAAGAGGAUUACCGGGCGGCAUUCGGCGAUGGCACAGAAUACGACUGGGCCCUCGAAGAGCAAGAAAGAGCAGACAUGGAAGAGGAAGGCGGAGAAGGCAAGACCCAGCUCAAGGACGUCUUCGAACCAGGCUUGCUCCAGGAGAAAUUGCUUACCGAUAGGGAUCAAGCUAUCCGUGAUAAGGAUAUCCCCGAACGUCUUCAGCUGGCGCGCGAGCCAUUCCCCGAUGACGCGGAUCUGAGCCCCGAUACCUUAGAGAAGCGGCUGGAUGAAGAGGCUAAGUGGAUCUCCGAGCUUUUGUAUCCCAAGAAAGGCAUGGCCUCGUAUUUCAAGAGCCCUUUCAUCAACGCUGUGCGCAAGGUUCUGCAAUUCCUCAAUGUCGACAACUUCGAGGUUCCUUUCAUCUUCAACCAUAGAAAGGAUUACUUGAUCCACGCCCCCAGUGAUGAAGACGACGACCCUGACGAUCCUGCUCCUAGAGACAUGCGACCUGAACGUUUGCUAAAUCAAAAUGAGCUGUGGGAGAUCUUUGAGUUUGACCUCAAGUUCCGCGCUUUCUUCGAAAAGCGAGAAGCACUCAUAAAGCAUUAUGACAACCUCAAGGCUCUGUACCCGGAUAUCCAAGACGAUGUCAUUGACGAUCUGGCUCACAAGGCUUCCACAAUUGAGGAAGUGCAGGAGUUGCAAGACUAUCUACAUUUCCGAUACGCUGGGGAAAUAAGUGAAGUCCGCCAAGAGACCGGCAAUGGUGUACAGAAGCGUGCGAAUAACACCCGCAAUUUCUACGACCGAUUGCGUGGUACAAAGACGAUUAGUUUCGUGCAUGCGCUCGGCAUCAGCCCUGAUCAACUUGCGAAGAAGGCAGACGGAACGGAAAGUCAUUUCAUUGAAGACCAGCAGGUUAGCCCGGAGGAAUUUGCGGAUCAAUUGUCCGAGGCGCCCGAAACAGGAUCCAGCAUCUUACGAUCCGCAAAGCUGUUAUAUACGCAGGAAUUGCAGGUAAAUCCACGGUUACGGCGAUACGUCAGAGGCAACUUCUACAUGGAUGCGACUAUAGACUGUGUGCGAACGGACAAGGGCAUGCGCAAGAUUACCGAGGAUCAUCCCUACUACGAAUUCAAGUACCUCCGGAGACAGACAUUCCAGGACCUGAACGGUCGACCGGAUCUCUUCCUGAAGAUGCUGAAAGCUGAAGAGGAGGGCCUCAUUAGCGUCAAGAUCCGGAUGGGCAGCUGGGCCAACCUCAAGCGGAAGCUGCAGACUCAUAUCGUCUCGGAUAACGUCAGCGAAGUAUCCGAACAGUGGAACGUACUGCGCAAGGAGAUGCUUGACAUCGCUCUGGACAAGCUGCAGCCUAUCAUAGCCGGCGGAGUAAAGGAGACGCUCCGAUCCCGUUGUGAAGACGAGCUAGCAAGUCGGGCACGCGACAGCUACUACAACAAGCUCGACCAGGCUCCUUUCAAGCCCCGUGGCUCACCCUUGGGCACAGUCCCCAACGUUCUUACCAUCUCUAACGGCAAGGGCAUGCGGGGCGACGCUAUCAUGUGGGCUUACGUGGAGCAAGAUGGAAGGGUGCUGGAACACGGCAAGCUGAGGGAAUUUCGACUCGGUAACCGGGAUCGCGGCAUUCCGGAUGGCAAAGACAUCGAAGUCUUUGUCGAAGUGUGCAACAGACGCAAGCCAGAUGUCAUCGGCAUCAGUGGCUUCUCCGUGGAGACCCGACGACUCAAGGGCGACUUGGAAGAAAUCAUCAAUCAAAACGACUUGAAAGGACCACAGUACGAAGACGAAGAAAACACAGAAAGGCUCGAUCCUUUGGAGGUCAUCUACGUCAACGAUGAAGUUGCGCGCCUUUACUACAACAGUGCCCGUGCUGCCAACGAAUUUCCAAAACACCCUCCCCUCACACGAUACUGUAUCGCGCUUGCUCGCUAUCUGCAGAAUCCUUUGGCUGAAUAUGCCUCGCUUGGCCGAGACAUCGUAUCGUUGCCUUUCGUACAGAACCAGACACUCGUCCCACAAGAGAAGCUCUUUGACCGCCUGGAGACCGCUAUGGUGGACAUGGUCAACCUAGUCGGCUUCAACUUGUUGGACGGCUACGACGACCCGUACAUGUCUAAGCUGCUUCCAUACAUAUGUGGUUUGGGACCACGUAAAGCGGAAAGACUUGUCAAGGCUAUCCAAUCGAACAACGACGAGAUCCUCUCACGAUGGGAGCUGAUGGGUGUUUCGGAACAAGGCGACAGUCGGGAAAUUCACAAGGCCAUGGAGCCAGUAGUAUUUGCAAACUGCUCCAGUUUCCUGUGGCUCACAUACGACUCGAGCGAAGAAGUAGCCGACUACCUCGACAGCACCCGCGUCCAUCCGGAAGACUACGAACUCGCGCGCAAGAUGGUGGCCGACUCUAUGAAUCUUGAUGAAGAGGACAUCAAGGCAGAAAUCGACGAAGCUGGUCCCAGUGCAGUGAUCCGAAGGAUGGUGCGUGAAGAGAAGUUCGACGAAAUCCACGACCUUGAUCUCGAGGGUUAUGCAAGGGACAUCGAAAAGAACAUCGGCAUUCGUAAACGUGCCACCUUGGAGACGAUCCGUGCUGAGAUCGCGGAUCCCUACGAGGAAAUUCGGCAGACCUUCGCCCUUCUGAAUUCUGAUGACAUUUUUACUAUGCUGACUGGCGAGACGAAAGAGUCGCUGCACGAAGGCAUGGUGAUCCCUGUCCAGAUCAAGCGCACUUUCCCAGACCACAUUGAGGUCAGGCUCGAGUGCGGUGUCGAAGGAGGCGUGGGUGAAGUCGAAUUUCCCGAGGGCGUUGGUAGCGGUCGACAGGCACCCCGCGAUGUCUUCCAGCCCCAUCAGACUGUGCGGGCUAAGAUUGUCUUCCUCAAUCGGAAAGCUCUCACUGCACAGCUCUCUUUGCGCGAGGACCUGAUCCGACAGCCACUAGUACGAACUGAUCGCAUACCAGGCGACUGGGACGAGCAGCAGGAAGCGGCAGACAAGAAGGCAGCGGAGCGGGAGAAGGAAGUUGCCUCCGGCCGACCCAACCGUGUCGUCAAUCAUCCUCUAUUCUUCUCGUUCAACUCUGCACAGGCAGAAGAGUACCUCGGUAGCAAGGAACCUGGAGAGGCCGUCAUCCGUCCCUCUUCCAAGGGUUUCGACCAUCUUGCCGUCACCUGGAAGGUCGCAGAGAAUUCAUUCCAGCAUAUCGAUGUGCUGGAGAUGAACAAGGCCAGCGAGUACUCUGUCGGCAAGCAACUACGUGUCGGAAAGCAAGUCUACUCGGAUCUCGACGAGCUCAUCGUCAACCACGUGCAAGCCAUGGCCCGCAAGGUCGCCGAGCUAACUCGCGACGAGCGCUUCCAGAAAGGCACGAAAGAAGAGACAGAGCAAUGGCUUGCCACGUAUUGCAACGCCAACACCACGCGCUCCAUGUACGCCUUCUGCGCCAUCCCCAAGCACCCGGGCUACUUCUGGCUCUGCUUCCAAGCCGGCCGCGACGGCAAGAAGGGCGAGUGGCCCGUCAAGGUCAUACCCAACGCGUUCGAGAUGCAGAAGAACGUGUAUCCUGAUAUGGUCGCGCUGAAGAACGGGUUCAAGAUGCUAUUCCAGUCAAAGAGUAGGGUGGCGGGGCCGCCGUCUGGCCCGGGACAUAGGCCGGCGGCGCAGGCGAUUCCGAUUAGGCGUUGA